UCAUAUUUGCUGGUGUCUGCUCCUGAUGAUGUUUGUAAACACCACAAGUCUGGUUGACUAUUUGGGAUCAAAAUGGUAUAGUUUGGCUUUCUGUUAAAACUAUAGUGCACCAAGGCUUUAUCAUAUCUAUAAGGCAGAUUAGUUGAGGGGAAGCCAUCUGAACAACUUGAUUCAAAUUUAUUUGAAGAGAUGUCGAGGUGUGUCAAUGAUGCUUUUAAUGUAGUCUACUUGGACUUGAGUAAGUCUUUUGACAAGGUUCCAUGUGGGAGACUAAUGCAAAGGUAAGAGCCCAUGGGAUCCACUGAAAUUAGGCAAAUUGGAUCCACAAUUGACUGAAUAGCAGAAAAGAGAGGAUGAUGGUUGAGAGAUAGAUUUACACUGGGAAAAUCUAUGUCCAAUGGGGUCUCAAAGUAGUUACUGUCGGGGACCUUGCUGGUUUAUAUAAACAAUUUAGUCAUUAUAGGAGCAUUGAUCAGUUACCUUUCAGACGAUAUAAAAGGGUCCAUGAUAGGUCGUGAGGAUGAUAGCCGUCGAUGACAGGGCGAUGAUUAGUAGCAAAUAGAAUUCAAUCUGAAUAAAUACAACAUAGAACUGUCCCCGACAGUAACUACUUUGAGACCCCAUUGGACAUAGAUUUUAUACUCCCCUGAGGGUCUAUUCUCUCUCUUUCCCCCCACCCACCCCUGCCAAUAGUAUCCAAAACGGUAUACCUGUUAGAGAAGGGAAUAGCCACAGGAGACUCCUGCACUACCGGACUGCUUCCCCUGGCGGUCACCCAUCUACCUGACUGAAACUCUAAUGUAACCACCUCACUGUAACUAGUAUCUAUCUCUGCCCUCUGAAUGUGCCUCACUAUGUCCAACUGCUGCACCAAGCAAACAACAUUGUCUGUGAGGAGCUGCAGCUGGUCACACUUCCUUCAGACAUAGUCAUCAGGGACAUUAGACUGCUCCCUGAUCUCCCACAUCUGGCAGGGGGAGCACACCACUACACCAGCUGCCAUUUCUGCCCCUUUACACUAAGAAAGAUAAAAGAAUCUUAUCUUGCCUGCCUUUCUCAGUGAAACCCAGUAUUUGCCUAACCCUGCACUUACGGGUUCCUUAAAUUACAGUGCAAUCUUUACAAGCAGACCAAAUACCUCUAGGCUACAACAAACUUCCUAUCAGUCUCUCUUAAUGUGUCUCCUUUUAUUUUGGUAGGGGAGGAAAAAAGGAUGGAAACACUAUAAUGUAAUGUUUGGUGCUUACUAUUCCUUGACACUGAGUUCUUCCUCACUCCACUGAUUAGUCAUGUUGACUGCGCCAACUUCUCCAAGAAUGCUCAGCAAAGUCUCUCAGCAUCCUCUACUGGAUGCCCUUCCUGCUGCUUAUCACUGGAGGUGUUCUUCCUCAAAAAUGUGAGCUUGGACAGGACAAUUAGUCAGCAAGGUUAGUGGUUAACUGCAAGGUUAGUGAUUCAUAGACUAGACAAUGAUGGACGCCUUGUUGGUUUUUUCAUACAUCAACAUUCUCCAUGACAUUGUCAAUGGGAACAUUGUCUGCAAGUUAAUUCCCACAGAUCUUGCUUGCUGUGUUAACCCAUGAGUUGCCAAACACAGAUUUUUAAUGUCUGAUGCUGUGAUUUAUGAAGAAACAAAUUGGAAUUUUGGCCUUAAUUUCUAAGUGUUGGGUGUUAAAAAUAGGGAGAUCUUGUCAUCACUGUACAAGAUGUUUGUGAUGCUGCUGCUGGUGGACUACUUACAGUUCUGGUCCCAUUAUUCGAGAAGUAGUAUUUUGGUAUUGAAUGCAGUCUAAAAGAGCUUCAAUAGGCUGGUUCAUACAAUAAAGGAUUUGACUGAUCAAGAAUGACCAAACAGGUUAGGCCUUCAUUCAUUAGAGUUUGGAAGAAUAUGGGGAGCCGUUAUUGAAACAUACAAAAUUCUGAGGGACCUUUGCAGGGUAGAUGAUGGCAAGACUUUUCCACUAAUGAGUGAAUCUUGGACUGGGGGACACAGUUACAGAAUAAGGGACAGUAAAUUAUAACUGAGAUGCAAAGGAAUCCCUCUUUUCUCAAUAGAAAUUAAUUUCUGGAAUUGUCCACCCCAAGUCAUGGAAAUCAGAUCACUGAAAGCAUUUAUACAGGAGGCAGAUAAAUUUUGAAAUGGUGAGUUGUGAGCAUUGAGGGUGUGACAUUAAAGAGAAGUUGAGGUUUUGGGCACAUCAGUCCUGAUCUUCAAGAAUGGCAGGCUAGACCUGAAGCAGAAAUAGUCCAUUUGAACACAAUUGUGCUGCUUAAUGAAUGGGGCUUAAUGAUGGAAAUAUGGAAAUGGGAAUCCAUUAUACAGACUACACCCAACAUUGGGCUUGAACCCACAAGUAUGUGUUAGCCAGGCCACCCAAAACAAGCAUUCAAAUCCUAUUUUAUAAGGAGACAAAUGUGGUAUCAACCUGGUACUUCUGUGGGUUUUGAAUUCCCAGGAUUAUGAAGGUAAUUGUUUUACAAAUUCCCAAUGUUUUAGUUCAUUCCUCUCAAUCUCCAGUAACAUCAUUGACAUAUUCCACUUCUCGGAUGUAACUCCUUCAGAAUAUUGUUAUCCAAUUUCAGUAAUUGUUCCAGGAUUUAAUAUUUAAUACAUAUAUUUAAUGUUGCCAUCCUCAUCUUUAAGGAUCCUGUAUCACUCCCAGCUCACAACUCACCAUUUCAAAAUUUAUCUGCCUCCUGUAUAAAUGCGAAUAAAUGUGACAGUCUGCCGCAAUAACCCAUUCAUCUCUGUUACAGAAAGAACUGCUCCUCUGCUGAGUCACACUCAAUGCUUUCAUCAAUUUCUUUGUUCUGCAUGUCACCAACUUCUGCCGCUCCUCAUUUUGUGGACUCGAUUUUGAGAUUUUGGUUACAAAGCACCUGAUGACAGGAAGAAUCUGCUGCAGCCAUUGCCAAGUUUACAAAACCCCUUUCAUUUGAAAAGAAACAUUCGUGAGGAGGGAUUUUCCACAACUAUCAGCUCAGGUUUCCAAAUUGAAGCUCCGAGAUAGUGUGACUCCCUCUGUCUUGUGUAACUUCUACUCACAGGUUUAGUGAGUGCUCCCAUUUGCUUGUUUUACUGGUGCAUUGUUCUCUUUGCCUGGCAUUUUUUUUUUACAUUGCCUGAAUCCUGUCUCUGUCAGUUUGAUCCCUCAUAUUUGUUUAAUGCUAUUCCACUAUUUGCCCCACCCCCCCCACUACACUCAAGUAUGAUGGGUGAAUGGAAUCCUGUUUGGUAACAAGGUGUUCUAAAAGGGGAACUGAGUGUCAUAUCUUGCUUCAGUCUGUGGCUUUGAUGGAUGUCAGUAUAACUUAUUUCUUACCAGUAUUAUUUGACUAUCCCACUUCAUUUUGCAUUCCAUGUUUUUAAAAAACUGGAAAAGUAACUUUUCCGCUUCUGUUGGUGGCUAUGCUACCCAGCAUUCCGGGUACUUUGGAAAGUCUCAUAUUCAUGGAACGUGCAAUCGGUGCACAGGUGUAAAGUCGAUGCAGAAGCGAGCAUACGCAGAAUGAGUGACGACAACGAUGGCGGAGAUUUCCUUCUCAGCUCUGGAAAAAUUACAACUGCACGAUCGAGCGUGAGAUUUCAAAACUGGAAUCUGACAUUCCAGAGGGUAUUAAUUGAGAAAAUUUUGCAGACCAGGAUUUCAAAACAAGUUCUGACAGUCAGCAGAGGCAUCAGGAUCUGAAUAUCAUGGGAACUUAACUGUGGAAGGAAAAAGGUUGGUUUGCAAUUAGAGACUUCAGACGAAAGCACAUCCAAAUCCUGCGGUCGCUCUGUUUGUCAUAACCUAAUUAUCAAAAGGAUUUUGAACAUUGAAGGAUAAAGCACCAUUCACCCCGGAGAGAAACACGUAUCGUCUGUUUGUGGAAGAGUCUGUGAAGAUUCAUGUGCAAUGUCCAAACGCCAACGCAGUCACACUGGAGAGAGACUGUGGAAAUGUGGGGAUUGUGGGAAGGGAUUUCAUUACCCAUCCCAGCUGGAAAAUCACCAACGCAGUCACACUGGGGAGAAGCCAUUCACCUGCUCUGAUUGUGGGAUAGCAUUUGCUCUGUCAUCCAGCCUGCGGAUUCACCAGCGGGUUCACACUGGGGAGAGACCAUUUACCUGCUCUGUGUGUGGGAAAGGAUUCAUUCGCUCAUCUCAACUGCUGGAACAUCAGCAAGUUCACACUGGGGAGAAACCAUUCACCUGCUCCCAGUGUGGGAAGGGAUUCACUCAGUCAUCCAACCUGCGGAGACAUCAGCGAGUUCACACUGCGGAGAAACCAUUUACCUGCUCUGAUUGUGGGAAGCGAUUUAACCAAUCAUCCCACCUGCGGAGACACCAGCAAGUUCACACUGGAGAGAGACCAUUCACCUGUUCUGAAUGUGGAAAAGGAUUCAUUCGCUCAUCUCAACUACUAGAGCACCAGCGAGUUCACACUGGGGAGAAACCAUUCACCUGCUCUGAUUGUGGGAAGGGAUUUACUCAAUCGUUCAACCUCCUGAGACACCAGCGAGCUCAUACUGAGAGACGUUCACUCAGUUAACUCAUCUGCUGAUACACCAACCUGUUCACUCUCUGAUGUAAAUUCAAACUGUUAGCACACCAGUGUAAUGACACUGGGUGGAUCCCAUUCACCUGCUGUGUUUGUGUAAAAAGCUUGGCUGUUUGCUAAUACACUAGCAAAUUCACAAGAACCACAGGUGAAGGAUUUUGCUUUUAUUCACAACAAGGAAUGAACCUUGGUCAUUAGGCCAUUUGAUGUUAUUAAACCCUGCUGUAUUAAAGGGGCUGAUGUUGCAGACAAAAUGUUGACACAAUUGUGUAUCUGUAGGAUAAGUUUUGAAAAUGAUCACAAUGUCACUGUAUGUCAACACAUUUACACGAGGUAAAGACUGUCCAGCUGCAUAUUGAUUUUGUGAUUUAUCAGGCUUGGUUAAACUGCAUUGAGUUUCCUAGCGAGUGUCAGUGUUGCAUUUUGAUGCUGUUAUUAUCUAUGUUCGAAACCAUGCUUUCUGAAUCUAUUUCUGAUGACGUUUGUAAACAUCACAGGUUCAGUUACCUACUGGAGAUAAAAAUAAUACAAGCUGGCUUUUUGUUAAAACUAA
Molecule: messenger RNA, 5094 nt
Organism: Rhincodon typus (whale shark)
Lineage: Eukaryota; Metazoa; Chordata; Chondrichthyes; Orectolobiformes; Rhincodontidae
Product: zinc finger protein 664-like
Exons: 4
Coding region: 3897-4532 (211 amino acids)
Biological process (GO): regulation of transcription by RNA polymerase II
Cellular component (GO): nucleus
Molecular function (GO): RNA polymerase II transcription regulatory region sequence-specific DNA binding; DNA-binding transcription factor activity, RNA polymerase II-specific
Source: RefSeq, a predicted model, not a curated record